Molecule: messenger RNA, 2595 nt
Organism: Gekko japonicus
Lineage: Eukaryota; Metazoa; Chordata; Lepidosauria; Squamata; Gekkonidae
Gene: PEX11B
Product: peroxisomal biogenesis factor 11 beta
Exons: 4
Coding region: 320-1063 (247 amino acids)
Biological process (GO): peroxisome fission; regulation of peroxisome size
Cellular component (GO): peroxisomal membrane
Source: RefSeq, a predicted model, not a curated record
ACGGAUGAGCGACCCUUGCCCUAGAGCGGCUUUCGGCUGGCAAGGCUCCGGGGCGGCCUAGAGCGCGAGGGUCCCUACGCGGGGGUGGCGCCUCGGGGAAUCUCUGGGGAAAGCUGAGGGCCCUACGGUGCACCUAACCGAGAAGGCGGUCUCCUCGCAGAGCUGCACCAGGAGGCCCGACGUCCCCUGAGAGUAGAGCUGCACCGGGAGACCCGUCGAGAAAGGGCGCAGCCCCGCAGGAGAGAGAAGGAGCCCGCCGGAGCUCUCCAUCCCCUCUCCGGGCGGGAGGUGCUGAACAGAAGGCAAAGCGAUUCGAGCGAUGGAGUCCUGGGUGCGAUUCAGCGCCCAAAGCCAAGCGAAGGAGCGGGUGUACAGGGCCGCCCAGUAUGCCUGCACUCUACUCGGCUACACGCUGCAGAAGAACGGGGCCAGCCCUGAUUUCAUUGCUAGGAUCAAGCAGCUAGAGGCUCACUUGAGCUUGGGACGCAAACUAUUCCGACUAGGGAAUUCUGCCGAUGCCCUGGAAGCAGCCAAACGGGCUAUCCACCUGUCGGACAUGGUCCUUCGUUUCUGCAUCACUGUGAGCCACCUGAACAGAGCCAUGUACUUUGCCUGUGACAAUAUCCUAUGGGCUGGGAAAUCUGGCCUCAUCCCACACAUGGACCAGGAGAAAUGGAGCCAGAGGUCAUUCAGAUACUACCUCUUCGCCCUGAUAAUGAACCUGAGCCGGGAUGCCUACGAAAUCCGGCUGCUGAUGGAGCGCGAGUUGAAUGGGAAGUGCCAAAGGGGAGGCGGGGACAACAGCAGCGCCCCCAGGAAAGACGGCAAGGUCCAGCAGCUGGCCCUGAGGCUGAAGCUGCAGCUCCGCCUCCUCGCACACGUGCUGAGGAACAACCCGCCCCUCCUCCUGGACGUGCUGAAGAACGCCUGCGACAUUUUCAUCCCACUGGACAGGCUGGGCCUAUACAAGACCAACCCGGGUUUUGUGGGGCUCUGCGGCCUGACGUCUUCUGUCCUCUCCAUCCUCACUAUCGUCCACCCGUGGCUGAAGCUGAAACCUUAAGAACGUAUAGGGAGGUUAAGGACUGGCUGGCUUCUGUGGAGACAGCAGAGUUCUUCGCAGUGCUCUCCUUCAGCCCGCAGGCGUGUCGAUGAGCUGCUGGCCUUCCUCAGCCUGUGGCUAUUGUGGCGGACACACUUCCUUGGAACGUGGCAGGUCUCGGGCCUGUUCUUCUCCCGGACUCCUGUUUUGCACUGUAAGUGGCGGCCCACAGCUUCGCCGCCAGACGUCUUGAAACGCCAUACCACAGCCUGCCUACGUAGAUUGUCUUUUACUCACAUUCUCUGUGUCCUUUUCCCGCCCGUUUUCCAGCUCCAUAAUGGCCCUUCUAACUCCACAACAGCCUUUCUCCCAAAUCCCCCUUCCCCGCACUUCAUCUGUCUUUUUUGACACCAAGCUUGGGUUUCAUGGGUCAGCCUCACACACCCUGUGGGUAUGUAUCCCUCGUUCCCGGACAACCAAAUGGGGAGGUGGCUGGAGCGAGAGGCCUUCUCCUGACUCUCCCUGUCCUACUAGUAGAAGGAGGAUGUAACAAGAGGCUCAGGAACGAGCCUCGCUGGACAUUGGGCCUGCGGCAUCCCUUGUCGCCUAGGCCUUGUGGAAUUCUCUGUCCUCUGCCUGCUGUUUUGGAGACUGAUGAGGAACAGCCAUGGAGACGAGGCCUCACUGGAACGGAAGGAUAAGCAGAUGCUUAGUGAGCUAGGCUGAUCAGCUCCGCAGAGAGAAAGCCCUGGUUCGGUCGGCCAGAACCCUGCAGUGUCUGGUGCCCCACGAAAUGCUUGGGGUUUCUUGUCGAUGCCUUCAUCUUCUACUUCCUUCAUUCUUGCAUUCCCCUUUCGCUCUUGAUUGUAACAGUUUCCCCACCACCCACUAACCCUUUUUUCCUUUUACCUUUGCAGUCAUCUUUGCAUUCUCAUCCGUGAGCCGAAUGUCUGUAGCUAAAUGCAGCGAUUCCCUUUCCACCCCACCUCUGAUAACCUUUUGAAUGGUUUGAUGGCUUACUUUGGUCCCCCCCCCCUUAGGUUUUGAGCCAGGGGGUGCUACUAGUUUUUCCUGCAGCAUGUGAUUUCACACUCCAGAAUCGGGGGGGGGGGGGCUCUUGUUUUAGAAGGCGAAGCUUAGCCAUCCUUGCUUUGUGUCACCCAGGUCCAUCUCCAAAGAGGGCUCCUGUCAGAUGGGAGAAUUUUGCCAAAGGCAACUUCUUCCUUUGCAGAGCUCCAAUGAUAAGAGAAGCUGACCCUGUUUCAGUGUCACUCCUGAAGAAGGGGCAGGAACCCUUUUGGAUGUGCUAAUCUUAUUUAUUCUAAUACCUUACACCUCCUUCCCCUCAUUCUUUAGGCUUGCACAACAGGUAGGCGCAGAAGUUUAACAUGUGCACUGGUCUCUCUUCACAGUCCCUGUACUGGUGACAGCCGCACUGGAUGACUGACUGCCUGCCUGCCUUCCUGGGGCAGCAGCUGCCAAUGCAGAGUUUUCAGGGUGAUCAACCCACAGUCCCUGUACUGGUGACAGCCGCACUGGAUGACUGACUGCCU